AUUCCCAACACCUGUAAACAAAAAUGGCCAAGAUCAGUCACGGUAUGUGCCACCCAUACGAGCGUCAAAACGCUAAGCAGAAACGAGAAAACAUAUACCCCGGCUAUCAGAGAUAGCUCUUAGAAUCUGCUGUUUCUUUCUCGUUAAUACUGGUUUUCAGUGAGGCCCAUAUACCAAGAUCUUAACUAUGAGAACUGAUCGUCCCCAAGAUCUCCACACACAAAACAUGAGACAAGCAACAUGAAUCCAUGCUGCUUUUCCAGAACAAUUAAACUUGAUAGCCCGAUUAAAUCUCGGCUAUUCGCAAAAUCAGCAUAUAUUCCCCCUUGUUUAUCCAAGCCAACACUCCCAAAUACCAUUGCCUGGGUCUCUUCUAUUUCUGCGCCAGUUCCAAAAACAACAAUACUAACUAUUCCAGACGUUUCUUCUUCUCGUUCUAAGUCUAGAAAGGCUCACUUCAGCUCCUCUUCUGCUGAGAGAAGAGUGUUGAUGUCUGCUCCUUUGUCCAAGGAGUUGAGAAAGCAAUACAACAUCAAGUCCAUUCCUAUCAGAAAGGAGGACGAGGUCACCGUUGUCAGAGGCUCCAAGAAGGGUUCUGAGGGCAAGAUCUCCACCGUCUACAGAUUGAAGUUCUCCGUGCAAAUCGAGAAGUUGCAAAUCGAGAAGUCUUCCGGUGCCUCUAUCCCAAUCAACAUCCACCCAUCCAAGGUUGUCAUCACCAAGUUGUACUUGGAUGACAAGAGAAAGGCUUUGAUUGAGAGAAAGGGCGGCAAGGUGGAGUAAGCGCACUCUGUGUAAGUUAAUCCAAAUAAUACAUAUCUGUAACGACGAAUUUUGUGUAAGCAAGCGCAGCCAGUGAGUGUGAUCAUUGUGAUCAUCUAGCGUUUGACGCCUGAGUGUGGUUCCCAUUUGCUGGAGAGUAAGAAGGGUGCUUUCUGACCGGAAAAAACUUGGUAGGUUUGUUCCAGGGACUGUUCAAGCAGUUCGUUUCGCAAACUAACGUUUCAAAUAUUUUGGAAUUUAAGGUACGCCCCACUGAGAAGUCGUUGGUACGAAGACGAUUCAUUUUGAUUACUAGUCCAAGACCCUUUUGUGCACGACCAACCGUGGCAGGUGGCUUUAUUCCGAAAAAUGCUUGGUUCAUGAAAAUUAUCGAGCCUCUAGCAAAAGGUUAUCAGCA
Metschnikowia bicuspidata var. bicuspidata NRRL YB-4993 is the source of this 1180-nucleotide messenger RNA. Its product is annotated as 60S ribosomal uL24 domain-containing protein. The record is from RefSeq and is a predicted model, not a curated record. Gene Ontology annotation, cellular component: cytosolic large ribosomal subunit; ribosome. Gene Ontology annotation, molecular function: RNA binding; structural constituent of ribosome. NCBI's taxonomy places the organism in Eukaryota, Fungi, Ascomycota, Pichiomycetes, Serinales, Metschnikowiaceae. The transcript has a single exon. The coding region runs from base 241 to 783 and encodes 180 amino acids. Gene Ontology annotation, biological process: ribosomal large subunit biogenesis; cytoplasmic translation.